This is a messenger RNA of Mercurialis annua (annual mercury), 3738 nucleotides long. RefSeq lists its product as uncharacterized. Bases 1 to 3528 code for a protein of 1175 amino acids. Gene Ontology annotation, molecular function: zinc ion binding. The record is from RefSeq and is a predicted model, not a curated record. The transcript has 4 exons. Lineage: Eukaryota; Viridiplantae; Streptophyta; Magnoliopsida; Malpighiales; Euphorbiaceae.
AUGACUCUGAAGAAAUUAGAUAGAUUGGUGAAAAGAGAAAAAGUUGAGGGCUUAGUUGAUUAUUACUGGAAAGAAAAAGACAAGGAAUUUCAUGAUUGGAUUAGACCGAUAAAUCACGACGAUGAUGCUAUGGAAAUGGCAAGUGCUGGGAAGAGGGAUGGAGAAGUGGAUGUCUAUGUUAGGAAACUGACCGUUGAAGACAUUGAGGCUUUAGUCCCUCCGCCCCCCUCGCCCCCACAUGUUGUAAUUGAGGAGAUACCAAAUCCCAAAGAUUUAGCUUAUGUGUAUCCCACUCCCGUGAAAAAAGUAAGGGGUAAACCAUUGGCUACCAAGGCUGGUGGGAGUAAACGACUGGGUACCAAGGCUGUUGGUGAAGGUCCUUCAGAAAGUGGGGGGUCAUGGAUGAGUCCAUAUGUAAGUGAAUAUGUAAGUGAAGGGGCUUCUAUGGUCCAGGGAAAUACGCAGGCUCAGGGGAAUGAAGGGGCAGAUUUUUUGGGACAAACUGACACUGGGAAUGAUGAGGUUGCUGGUGAGCGGGCAAAUGAAGAGGCAAGCGUUCAGAUGGUUGAUGAAGAUUGCCAUGAUAAGGGGGAUGGGGCUGCUGAAGAUUGCCAACUUAAUGGGGCUGAGGCUGGGGCUGUGGAUGGGGCUGAAGCUGAGGCUGUGGCUAUGGAUGGGGCUGAGGCUGAGGCUAUGGAUGGGGCUGAGGCUGAGGCUAUGGAUGUGGCUAUGGAUUUGGCUGAGGCUGAGGCUGAGGCUGCUGAAGAUUGGCAAGUGACUGGGGUUGAGGCUGGGGCUAGUGAACAGCAUGGGCCACAAGAGGAAGAAGUUCCAAUUCAGGGGCCACAUGAGGAAGCUCAGGAUUUGGGGGCUGACGAUGGGCCGCACAUGGAUGAGGUAGAGGGGCUGCAUGAUAAGGGUCCUACUCAACAAACUCAAGAUGUGGACUUCGACAAUUUCUUCCAGACCCAACAUCAGCCCCCUUUUGAGGGUUUAUUUGAGGACCAGAAUAGGGAACUACCGCAAAGGCAAAGUGAAGACCAGCCACCGAUGCCCACUGAAGAAGAGCUUCAUCAUUCACAUGAAUGGGUUGAAGUUGAAGAUUGGGAUGAUGAUCUAGAUGAGUACAUUGUGGAUCCUGAUUAUGACAUCUUGGAUGGUGAUGAAGAUUUGACUACCGAGUUGAGGUCAAACGGUCAGUUGCCUGAAGAGAAUGAAGAGAAUGAACAGGAUGAAGAGAACGAAGAGAAUAUUGGUGCUUCGCAGAACAGGGCUGGUGGGAGACCCAAAGGUAAAGCCCAAUUUGAGUCUGGUGGUGUUGACAGAACAAUUCACCAGGACACUGUGGGUGGUGAUUCAGAGGAGCAGUUUAAGAAGGCCUGCCGUGAGUGGGGGAUACACCACAGGUACCAACUGCACUUCCCUGUAAAUGAGAUAACAAGGGUGAGGGCAAAGUGCUACUCAAAGAGCAAAUGUAAGUUCUACGUGUUUGCCUCAAAGCUGCACCUCAAAGAUCCCAAUGACAACACAUUCCGAGUGAAGACCCUUGAUCUGCGCCAUACAUGUCCUAAAGUGAGCAAAAACUUCCACCUGACUAGUGCAGUCCUCGCCGACAAGUACUUAGAAGAAUUUAGAAACGAUCCUGAAUAUAAGUCUGAAGUGUUUGUGAAGAAGAUUCAGACGGACCUAAAACAAUCAAUAAGCAUUCAGCAGGCAAGAAGAGCAAGAAGGGCAGCAUUGGACAAAUUGGAAGGUGAUGAAGACCGGCAAUAUGAGAAGCUGUAUGACUAUAAGAGGGAGGUUUUGAGAACCAACCCAGGCAGCACGGUGGAGUUUAAAGAAGCAAGGGGGAAGUUCCAGGGAAUGUAUGUAUGUUUUGAUGGGUUGAAGCAGGCCUUCGUGAAUGGGAUGAGACAGAUUGUCUGUCUGGAUGGGUGCUGGUUGAAGGGUAAAUACGGGGGUCAACUUCUUUCUGCAACAGGGAUUGAUCCAAACGACUGUAUGUACCCCUUAGCAUAUGCCUGGGUUAAAACGGAGAACACGGAGACCUGGAUGUGGUUUAUUGGGCUACUAUCAGUUGAUCUGCACCUUACGAAUGCCGCUGUUUUCAUGUCCGAUAAACAAAAGGGUUUGUUGAAUGCUGUGAAGGAGUUGUUCCCAUAUUCAGAGCAUCGAUUUUGCUGGAGGCAUUUGUGGGCCAAUUUCAGGAGCACAUUUCACACGCAACACAUGAAGCCCUUCAUCUGGAACAUUGGAACAGCAACAUACAAAGCAGCCAUGGAUAGAGCAAUGAAAGCUCUGGAAGACAAACAUGACGCUGGCUACAAAUGGAUCAAAGAGAGGGACAGGAAACACUGGUGUAGAGCGCUGUUCAAAGAGGAAGUUAAGUGUGAUAUCCUCCUAAACAACCUGGCUGAAGCAUUCAACAAGUACAUACUUGCUGCAAGAGAGAAGCCAGUGUUGACAAUGUUCGAAAUGAUAAGGACGCAGCUUAUGAAGAGGAUUAAUGACAAGCAGAAGUUUGGGGGAAACAUGGAGGGUGAGCUGUGCCCAAAGAUCAGAAAGAAGCUUGCUAAAAUCAUUGAUUAUGGUUGGAAGUUCACCGCAGAUCCUGGUGGUAGCCCUCAGUGGCAGGUAGAGGGCCCAGGGGGCCAGUUCGUGGUUGAUUUGGCUAACAGAACAUGCACAUGUCGAAGGUGGCAGCUUAGUGGAAUCCCAUGUUCGCACGCUACACCAUGCAUAUAUGGAAAUAAUCAACGGCCUGAAGAGUUUGUGGAUGAUUGCUACAGUGUAGCUACGUAUCAGAGGGUAUACAACUAUGUAAUCAACCCUAUGAAUGGGCCAGACAUGUGGGAAACAGACCCUGAGCCGGCUAAUAUCAUACUCCCACCAUCCCCAGUACAUAAGAAGAAGAGGGGCAGAAUACCAACGGCCAGGAAAAAAGAGGCGGAGGAACUAGAGAAACAAAGGGUUGAAAAAGCCAAGGAAGCCGCUGCAGGUAGGGAAAAGUUGCCAAGGAAAGGAAAUAUGAGAAUGACGUGCAGUUUAUGUGGUCAAUAUGGACACAAUAAGAGGGGUUGCCUAAAGAGGAGUGGGGGUCAGUCAACUCAUGAGGUUGGUGGUCCGUCAGCUGAAAGAGUGCCUGGUGGUCAGUCUGCUGAAAGAGAGCCUGGUGGUCAGUCUGCUGAACGAGAACCUGUGCUUCAUGACUCUCCAGUCACCCUCCGCUGGAUGAUGGAUGGUACAAGUCAAGUCGUUCAUAGGUCACCGAGUAGACGUGACACCUUUCCAUUUGUGGAUCAAGCAGUUCCGGCGGAACCUCCGCUUGCUGACCAAGGCCAACCAGACCAGAACCACCCAGGUGAUGCAGAAGAGAAUGCCUUCAACAGCCAACGGAGCAGUGUUGACGAUGGAGCUCCGUCCCAACCUAUCCCGACGCAAGCUGAAAAAGGAAAAGGGAAGCGGAGAGCUAAAGAUGUUCCCUCUAGAUACAUGAACAUCCUGAGGAAGAGAUCCAAAAAAACGUAGUGCUGGAACAUGGAUUAGUGGUAGUUAUUUUGCUAAUUAUUAUUGUGGUGCACAUAGGCAGUAUUUUGAACCAUGCUUUUGAUUGUUUUGAGCCACAAUGUUGUGGUUGUUUUAGGAAUGGAAUGUUAUGAAACUUAGGAAUGUUAUGUAAUUAAUUCUUGAAUCAGUGUACAGACAUGAAAAUUCUUAAUAUAAAAGUACUCUACUAAA